UGGAACUUUCUAACCUGGCAGUUUUCACUUUUCAUUUCUCAGAUUUCACUCUCAGACAGAACAGUUGAUGUUGACACACUGUUCAUUAAAAAUAGCAUCCACUGUAUUUUUCCCCAUGUUGUAGCUCGUGGGCUUGUGUCACCUUAACCCAUAGAGUCCAUGUUCAUUUUCAAGCAAGUUAUUACUUUCGUGAUUUCAGGUGUUACAUUCAGAAGGGUACCAUGCUGCAAUUCGAGCCUGCAGUUUCCAGAGUAAUCCCAAUGUGGAAGAUUUUGAAAAACCUCUUCAAACAAGGAGCUGAACCCACAGAAUUAUGUGACCAACAAAGCCUGAGCCUUUUGCUUCACAAUGCAGUCCAGAUCCCUCGGCAGCUGGGUGAGGUACCUUCAUUUGGAGGCAGCAACAUUGAACCAAGUGUCCGCAGUUGCUUCCAACAUGGCCAGAACAAACCAGAGAUUGAUGUUAAACACUUUGUAGAGUGGAUGAGAUUGGAGCCUCAGUCCAUGGUGUGGCUGCCUGUUCGACACCGUGUGGCAGCUGCUGAAACUGCAAAACAUCAGGCUAAGUGUAACAUCUGCAAAGAGUACCCACUCGUAGGUUUCAGACAACAUCAGGUGAAGAUGUGCGUGAUUUCACCAAGGUGCUGAAAAAUAAGUUCAGAUCAAAGAAAUACUUGGCCAAGCAUCCUCGUUUGGGUUAUUUCCCAGUACAAACAGUCCUAGAAGGACACAAUCAUCGCCUUGGAAGCUUCAUCACGAUACUACUUUGCAUUUCUGAAGAGGGAAGAAGAAAUCAACAUGCAAAUUCAAUUCCAUGGUUUUGGAAGUCCCUUUGAGAACACGAUUCAUUUGCGCCGGCAUAAUGCU
Stegostoma tigrinum is the source of this 866-nucleotide messenger RNA. Its product is annotated as utrophin-like. NCBI's taxonomy places the organism in Eukaryota, Metazoa, Chordata, Chondrichthyes, Orectolobiformes, Stegostomatidae. The record is from RefSeq and is a predicted model, not a curated record. The transcript has 5 exons. Gene Ontology annotation, biological process: synaptic signaling. Bases 222 to 647 code for a protein of 141 amino acids. Gene Ontology annotation, cellular component: plasma membrane.